GUCGGGGAUUGGUCCCUUCUUCAGGCCGGAUCUCCUACAGGAUUUGUCGGACGAGAAGGUGGAAGUGCAGCAGCCCGCUGUUUCUACAUCCCUGUCUUCACAAAUGCAAUUGGUGGCAGACGUACAGCAAGGGCAGGAUCCCUCAAAUAUUCAGAGGGUAAACACCCUGGCAGCAGAGAUGAAUGUCAGCCAGGAUAGUUUUCGGGUUGUCAUUGGAACCAGACUGGACGCCAUUGAGAAGACAAUGGAUAAGAUGGCAAACGGUUUGGUUGCCAUGCAAAAGGCUCUUACCGACAGCACGGCAGAAACGCAAAAGACCAGACGAGAAGAUCACAGGGAGACUAUGGACAUCCUUCACGUUCUGGCCACAUCCAUCAACCGGCUGGUGGAUAACAUAUCAUGCCUGGCACACAGCGUUGACAACAUGUCGGAGAGCCAACGACAUUCAGCAUCCAGCCACCAGAUCAUCGCAACAACGCUACAGAUGAUCUAUGAUAAGCUCCCAGAGCCAGCUCAACAACACGCUGGUGAACCACCACAUCCGCCACCACAAGCCACACUGACGCCUCCUGCCCUUGCUCCACCACGAUCCUGGUAUGGACGGUCACUGCUGUACCAAGGAUAUACAGGGAUGUACCCCACCUACCAGAUGCCUCCACCACCAACACCGGCCGCAUCAUCUACACCCGCACGGCCACUGAGGCCAAGUCAACGCACUCCACAGCCGCCCAGGGCAUCGACGCCCCAUCCGGAGGAAGAAGAGGAUCCGGACGGACAACCACCAUAAGCCCGGUCGUAUUGUUUUAUUAUUUACUCUUAUGUUUUCAUGUUUCCCUUUCUCCCCCUCCCAUUAGUUUUUUUUUCUUCUUAAUAUUGUUUUAUAUUUGUGUUGGGCUCCCCCACCCCCGACCGGAUACUACCAAGGAGCUUUAUGUCUAGGCAUACAUGCGCGGGCAUGUAUGCGGGCGUGUGUGGUAACUGAUGAAAGCUCCUUGUGGUUACAUGUAUGAUGGGCCAAAGAGCUAUUCUGAUACCACUUUUUUUUUUUUUACCAAAAAACUCCUUUUUGUAUUGGUGUACAAUAGGCUUUCACUGUUGUGUGAAUUUACUAUUCACUAGUGCUUAUUUUUGGCUUAUUCAUAGGAUUGGGUGGAAAAUUGAAGUGGACGGCGUAGUUCGUGUUGUGCGU
Messenger RNA from Pseudophryne corroboree (corroboree frog), 1189 nucleotides. RefSeq lists its product as uncharacterized. Bases 104 to 787 code for a protein of 227 amino acids. The record is from RefSeq and is a predicted model, not a curated record. The transcript is spliced from 2 exons. NCBI's taxonomy places the organism in Eukaryota, Metazoa, Chordata, Amphibia, Anura, Myobatrachidae.